AUGACGAUGAGUAUUAGGCUUCUCUUCCUCACUUUCCUUCUCCUUGCUUCACCUUUCCUCCAAGCUGCUCUGUCCCAAUCGGAUUCGGAAGAUUCCGGGUUUGAAGUUUCCGAUGUUAGCGAAGAAGAGAGUGAUGCAGAUGAAGUCUUUGGUUUAGAACUUAACUCAGCUCCUGGAAUCGAAACCCUUUGCGUUUUCCCCAAAAACAGCGCAAAAAUAAUAAAAGCUGGAAUUGAUACUGAGCUGCUCGUUGGAAUGAAAAACGAUGGUCAAUCCAAUGUCGAUAUCGUUGCGGUUAAAGCCGGUUUACAUCUUCCUUUCGAUCAGAAGCCUCUUGUUCAGAAUCUCACCUCUCUGAGCUUCAGCAACGCAUCUGUGCCAACUUCUGCUCAAGCUACCUUCCCAUAUAUUUUUGCUGUCAGCAAGUUCCUCCAGGCGGGUGCGUUUGAUCUUGUUGGCACCAUCAUCUAUGAGAUAGAUGGUAAGCAAUACCAAAACACUUUCUACAAUGGAACCAUCGAAGUUGUUGAAGACGGUCCUCUCUUCAGGAUGGAGUCAGUCUUCCUAAUCGGCCUUUUGAUUUCGAGUAUCAUUGCUCUUACAAUCUAUAUCCAAAAUGCUUUGAAGCAUAUGACCAAGAAAACAAAAAGAGCACCAAAAAAAGUUGAAGUUGGAACUGCAACCAAAGAUGCUUCGCUUGAUGAAUGGCUUGAGGGUACUGCGUAUACUCAGUCUUCAAGCAAGUCAAAGAAGAAGAAGUAG
Molecule: messenger RNA, 762 nt
Organism: Microthlaspi erraticum
Lineage: Eukaryota; Viridiplantae; Streptophyta; Magnoliopsida; Brassicales; Brassicaceae
Source: the annotation of a GenBank genome assembly